Manduca sexta (tobacco hornworm) is the source of this 1845-nucleotide messenger RNA. Its product is annotated as purine nucleoside phosphorylase. Gene Ontology annotation, molecular function: purine-nucleoside phosphorylase activity. Gene Ontology annotation, cellular component: cytoplasm. The coding region runs from base 167 to 1141 and encodes 324 amino acids. Lineage: Eukaryota; Metazoa; Arthropoda; Insecta; Lepidoptera; Sphingidae. Gene Ontology annotation, biological process: nucleoside metabolic process. The transcript is spliced from 6 exons. The record is from RefSeq and is a predicted model, not a curated record.
AAUACCCAGUUGAACUUAAAGCAAUCAUACGAUUAAUGAUAAAUGCCUCAGCGACGUCCAUUUAAUGGCGCUAUAAAACGUACACAAAACCGUCGGACAUGUUCAUUACAUACUCGGACCUCGCAGACUGAACACAAGUUUUAUAAUUCCAUAAAUAAGUGCAGUGAUGGCGCCAAUUAACGUGACCGAUAUAAACGAGAAUAAGGCUUAUGUGCCCGCGAAGAAAGCUCUGCCAGAAGUGGAAACAGAGAGCGCCAAUGGAAAUGAAAAGUGUAAAGGGUAUUCAUAUGAAACAUUAUUGGAAACAGCGAACUUUCUCCUCUCACGCAUCACAAUCCAGCCGCGCAUUGGCAUCAUAUGCGGCUCUGGGAUGGGUUCCUUAGCAGAAAGUAUCCAGGACGGAGUAUGUAUUCCAUACGAAGAUAUACCAAAUUUUCCAGUAAGCACAGUUGAAGGACACCAUGGUAGAUUGGUUUUUGGUAAAAUUGAGGGUGCACCAGUAGUAGCCAUGCAAGGACGAUUCCAUUACUAUGAAGGAUAUCCACUAUGGAAGUGUUGUCUGCCUGUACGUGUGAUGAAAUUAAUUGGAGUAAAAACAUUAAUUGCCACAAAUGCCGCCGGUGGAUUGAACCCAGAUUACAAGAUUGGUGAUCUGAUGAUUGUUAAGGACCACAUAAACAUGAUGGGUUUCGCCGGGAACAAUCCCUUACACGGCCCCAACGAUGAGAGAUUUGGACCACGUUUCCCACCGAUGAACAAAGCUUACAACUACGAACAUAGAAAGAUUGCUAAGGAGGUGGCUAAAGAACUGAACAUUAAUAACAUGGUACGGGAGGGCGUUUACACUUGUCUGGGAGGACCCAACUUUGAAACUGUCGCUGAACUGAAAAUGUUAAAGAUGGUCGGCGUGGAUGCAGUUGGAAUGUCUACCGUACAUGAGGUGAUCACGGCCCGCCAUUGUGACAUGAAAGUGUUCGGUUUAUCCCUCAUCACGAACGAGUGCGUCACUAGUUACGACCACGAUAUGGAAGCGAACCACGAAGAAGUGCUAGACGUUGGACGCAUGCGCCAAGACAUACUGAGAAAAUACGUCUCUAGACUCGUCGACAGAUUCUCACAAAUAGAACCUGAAUCGCCAUGAAAUUCCUAUGUUUGACCAAAGAAACUCCAUAUCAAUGUGUACUUUCGCCCGCUUUGAUGUAAACGGCGAUUUUAUACGUUACAGUAACCACAAUAGAUAUGAUCUAUCUUUUUUUUAUAUAAUUUAUUAUGUAUCGCAAUGUAAUCAAAUUUUAUAUUUUUAACUCGAUCGACUCGCAUAUUGAAGCAGUUUCCAUGAAAUAUAAAUAAAAACACCAACAACGAUAAUAUUGCUGCUAAUGCGCCGCAACAAGUAAUACAUUUCUAUUUUGCAAACAUGAUAAUGUAACAAAUUAUAAUGUUAUGUUCGUCUCUAUACUACUGAUAUGUAAAUUACUGUUAGAAAAGAAAUCUACAAAUAUAUUUUUUCAUAUUUAUAUUAUCCUUAAAUGUACGUAAUUUAUUAAACACUCAUUAAUUUAUCUGCAUAGUUGGCUAUAGCUUUAGUAAAAUUUGUAUGUUAUAUAUUUUUAUCUUAAUAAGGUAUAAUACCCAUCUAUGGGAUAACAUUUUUAAGAUUUUGAGCAUUGUUGCCUAAACAUAUGAUCAAUUUAUCUUAACUUUAAGCAAUAAGAAACUUACUUGAAAUUGUUAUUUAGUUAAUGAGAAAGUACUUAUAUUGUAGUUUUAUAAAAUAAUAUUAAAUACUGGUAUUUAGCCAAUUCUAUAUGUUGGAAAAUAUACUGCUGUGUUAUAUUAAUUAAA